CUGUCCGGUGAGCGUCGAACGACUGAAAUGGCCGCCCAUAAUGCAUUGCGAUGGCGGGUAGGCGUGUGGGGGCGGAGCCAGGGCCGGAAGUAGAACGGUGGCGGUGGCGGUGACUCUGGCAGCUCGGGACUGAGUGCAAGUACCAUAGAAUCACCAUGGUUCUUCAGAGGCUCUUCAAGUUCUCCUCUGUUGUUCGGUCAGCAGUCUCCGUCCAUUUGAAGAGGAACUUUGGUGUUACAGCAGUGGCAUUUAAUAAGGAUCUUGAUCCCAUACAGAAACUCUUCGUGGAUAAGAUUAGAGAAUAUAAAGCAAAGCGACAAACAGCUGGAGGACCUGUUGAUACUGGCCCAGAGUAUCAACAAGAUUUGGAGAAAGAGCUCUUUAAGCUUAAGCAAAUGUAUGGUAAAGUGGACAUGAACACAUUCCCUAACUUCAAAUUUGAAGAUCCCAAAUUUGAAGCCAUCGAAAAACCCCAGUCCUGAAGAAAUGUAAAAUUAAUUUGGUAAUUUGUUGUGAAUUAAUUGUAUUGCUAAUUAAAGUUUCAAAAUAAACAUAAGAUUUCACAACUGUCAAGUGUUCUUUUAAUUCUGAUUCCAAAUAAAUUAUUUGCUGAUGCUGAA
Molecule: messenger RNA, 620 nt
Organism: Sciurus carolinensis (gray squirrel)
Lineage: Eukaryota; Metazoa; Chordata; Mammalia; Rodentia; Sciuridae
Gene: Atp5pf
Product: ATP synthase peripheral stalk subunit F6
Exons: 4
Coding region: 156-482 (108 amino acids)
Biological process (GO): proton motive force-driven ATP synthesis
Molecular function (GO): proton transmembrane transporter activity
Source: RefSeq, a predicted model, not a curated record